Messenger RNA from Lineus longissimus, 6802 nucleotides. Its product is annotated as ephrin-4-like. Lineage: Eukaryota; Metazoa; Nemertea; Pilidiophora; Heteronemertea; Lineidae. The record is from RefSeq and is a predicted model, not a curated record. The coding region runs from base 124 to 960 and encodes 278 amino acids. Gene Ontology annotation, biological process: ephrin receptor signaling pathway; axon guidance. Gene Ontology annotation, cellular component: plasma membrane. Gene Ontology annotation, molecular function: ephrin receptor binding. The transcript has 6 exons.
GAGGCGCGUGCGUGAGGGAUAGCGCAACUCUUAGAGACGGGACUUUUCGUGUGUUUAACCGCCCAGAUGAGCAUCAAACUUUCACCAGGAUAGGUUCUGACAUUCUGAAGUGAAAUCUUCAAAAUGCCGUGGCUUGUGUAUCAAUUUUUAUACAGUUUAUUGGGGCUUUAUUUCGCGAUGAUGCUCGGCGAGCGCUCUGGAUUAGUUGCUGGGAGUGUGCCGAUAUCCAUCUACUGGAACUCGAGCAAUGAAAUAUUUAAAAGCAGUGCUAACGAACAUAUUAUAGAAGUCAAGUUAGAAGACAGUGUAAAUAUGGUUUGUCCUCAUUAUCCCAAGGAUACGAAGGAUGAGGACAUGGAAUUUUAUAUUAUUUAUAAUGUUGAAAAAAUUGAAUACGAUAUGUGUAUAUUAGGCGGUUCGCGAUCGGCGAUAUCUUCGUUACUAAGGUGUAGUAAACGCACGAUAACUCACCCGAGACAGUAUACUAUGUUAAUCGAGUCAUUUCAUGCCAUCCCAGGUGCUUUAGAGUUUCAAGUAGGAAAAGAGUAUUAUUUUUUAACCACGUCUGUGGGUCCAAAAGAAGACAUAUAUAACCGUAAUCAUGGUGCAUGCAAGGAGAAAAAUAUGAAAUUGAUUAUAAAAGUGAUACCAGAUUCAUCCACCACAAAACCACAUAUCUCGAAUAAAGCUACGAUAAAGUCAAAAACGACCACAACAACAGAAGCCGAUUGGUCUAAUCUCAUAGAUAGCACGUUUCCAACAAAAGAACCUCCACGAUCAACGCCGAAGAUGGUGGAUAAAACGGACAAAUAUAAGCCAGAUCCAGUGAAUGGCAACGAAGUCCCACACCAGGCCCAGAUCGGGGCAGCAUCACACGGAGAAGAAAGACUUUCAAAUAUUCUACUUAUGUGCUCAUUAAUAUUCGGACUACUUUCGUGGCUGCGGACAUUACACAGAUAGUGUUAAGUGUGGACACUAGAGGGAGCACGGGUGAAUCCAGGGGAGUGAAAGUGAUGAAAUAAACUAAAGAUGAAUUUUUUGUAGAAAAACAUGCUGAGAAAAAAAAAAUUGUAAAAAGUCAACUUAAUGAGAAAAGCAAGAAAAACUGACAUUAUGAGAAGCAUAUUAGUUACUCUGAGCAAAUGUAAACAUACCUGGACAUAUAUUUAGAUACUUCUCUAAUUAUUUCCGUAUUGAGCUCCAGUUUUCUCACAAAAAACACUCAAACAGAUAAUUUGAAGCGUUUUCGAGUGAUUAUUUCAUCGCGCGUUCUUACAACUCUGGAUUCACCUCUGUAUUUUUUAUCAUUGGUGCAUUAAAUUAAGAUUGAGGCUGUAAAUAUUCUUGUCUAUAUCGUCUAAUUAUUACUGUUCAUGUUAAUAAUAGGUGGCGCUAGUGUGCCACCAGUUAAAAAUGGUAUUCAAUCGAUCAUAAAUUCAUCAUUCGUCAUGACAUAAAUGUUCUGUGAUUAAACUCGAUGUCGCGUUUAGGCCACAUCCCAGCUUGACAAUUCAUCACUAGAGGGCUCUUUCGGGCGGAAACGUUGAUUCAUAAUGGAUGCGGAUGUUCUUACGGAUGUGGAAAGAAAGGGAACAUUUCAACAGAUGUCUAGUCAGAAUUUCGUGAAACUUCACCUGAAGACGUGGGUUUACUUUCGUUUAGUCGGCGAGAAAUUUUCCUCAAGAAUGUCUCGAUUUUCAUGCCUGUUUGAAAAAUGAUAACCGUUAGGAGUCCAUUUCAGCCUCAUUUUCAUGGAGUUUUAUGUACAUUUCAGUACAAAUCAGUACAUUUAUGUGUAUAAAACUCUGGUGGGGUUGUGGACUUAUUUUGUUUUCACGGGAUAUAGAAUAUCAUGUCAGCAGGUUGUCGGUGUUUAUGAAACAAUUGUGGCCCUAAACGGAUCUUACAGCAAACCUUGAGUCAUCCUCUACUGUUGGUUUAAACUUCAUAAUUAGUUGACAUCUGCUAACAUAAGGUUCAUUUCACGAGAAAGGGGGGGAUUUUUGCAUCUGGUGAGAAAUUUAUCUAUUCGGCAAAGAAAAACAAAAAUGACAAACCGACAGAUUGCUAUUUUUGUACUUUCCUGGUAAGCUGAUGUUGUGCUUGUAGACUCGGUCGAAGUGUCGUGAAACUUUAAAGUUGCCAUGUCAGAAUAUAGGGGUCACUCUGUGUCGUCCGCAUUGAAAGCUCCAUAAUCACAGUUUGAGACUGUAGGGGUCGUUAGCGAUUGAUCUGCAUUUAUAUGUCUGUACAUAUUCAGCUCUGUGCGUUAUUUAUAGAGAAUAGCAGGUGACAAUUUAGCUUGAAUGUGUAAUUUUUCGAUAUGAUUUGUUUUGUCUCAAAGUCGUGAAAAGAUGGAAUGAGUUAUGGAUUAACGUUCCAUGUAAUAUCAUGGCACACAAAAACAGGUCAUGUGAGGGUUAAAGGGGGAUUAUUGACAGGAGCUAGGGGGUUAAAGUGACAGCCUCCAGGCAGCUUAUGUGCACAGUAAGGAACUUGGUAUUGUUUGACUGGGUGCCUGAUAUUCUUACAAGAAACAUCUUUUUGGCUAGACCAUUCUAUACACCUUUCAAUGGAAGGAUACUUCAUCCAUUUUACUAAACACAGGUGAACAGUUGACAGAGCUCUGAACAUGUUUUGGCUGGGUAGUGCCUCAAACCAGGGUUUUAACAUCCUCCUAUAACAGGCCUUUUGACCAGGCACGUCUCUUAAUACACUUUGUGUAACGAGAAAUCCAACAGCCUUUGAUGGGAGGAUGGGUUGAGACAAGGCUUUGAUGAAGCCGGGUUCAGAUUCAAGAACGUUUGUAGAGGACGCAUCUGAUGUAUCAUCUGCAUUUCAUUCGCUAGGAGGCGCCAGUCCUGAUAGUUUUGGGCGUCUCCUAACUUUUGAAUGUGACAAUCUGAGAGUUGCUAAUAGCGUUUUUAGCAAUAUAGGUGUAGUAUGCCUUGUACAUGAAUGCAGUGUGACAUUUCGAAGCAGUAUUUUCAUGUUAACGAAUCGUUCUAACAUCUGUCCUGUGGACGUGAUCUUCAUGUUGUAAUGACCCUUCCAUCGUCAACAUCAAUUUCGAUGUGACUUUCAUCAUUUUCACUCCGACCUGCAAAAAUAUUGUACACUUUGUAUGUGGUCAACAGUGAAGUUCAUGACUGGUAACUGUUGGACAGCACUGUAAGUUCAUACAGUUAGUCACAGAAAACUAAUCACAAACAUUCGAAGGUUGGAGUGGAAAUGACAAUAGCUUCAUUUGAUCAGGUAUCGAUGUGUUAGCAUUGCUAACCUAAAAAUCGUCAACGUCAGUUUGUUGUAUAUAUUGUAAUUUGAAAACUGGUUAAUUCUGAAAUUGAGCAAGACGGUAAUGAAAAUGAACAAUUUCACCAUAAUUCCAGAAUUGUAAAUUUCCAAAAUACAUAAGUUAUUAUCAUAAAUAUAUUCAUAUAUUCCACUCUGUUUUGUAUAUAAGCUCUUAGAACAGUAUUUGAGAACAUUUUAUAAUGAACAUAUGUUUUCGUUAGGAAUAAUUGUUUUAAUUACUUGUCACAUGAUCAGACUAAGUAAGCUCCCUUUAACGCUCACCCUGUAUUUUCAUGAAUCGCUUUAACAUGUCAAUGGUCAUCUCAUGUAAUAGUCCCUUUAAUUAUUAACCCUUUGAGGAGGGUGAAACUCUUAAAGGGACCACCCAAGCAGCAAACAGGCCGAUUAUCACCCUAUGGUUGCAUUUUGCUGCAUUUAGUCUGAAAAUUUGUGAAUCGUUUAAAAAUCUGCAUAAAUCGAACAAUUGCUUUCCAUGUCAUUUGUAAACUAGAUCAUUUGAAGAGUUGUGCAAUUUCUGCUUUGCUUUUCUGGCGGGAGGGGGUUAAUCUGUAUAUAUUCAUAUAUAUAUUCUAUUUCAAAUUACAUUGAUUGGACAAAGCUAAACAUUCUGUACACAGAAUGUACAUGAGUUUCAAUCAAAGUAAGUUGGAAUAAGGUUUAGUGUAAGUUUGUAUCAUGUCUGUUUAGUGAUGGGAAGAGCAUGACAACAUUGUCUAAAAUCAGUGAAGAUGUAUUUCACUCUAAUUUGAUGACCUGUCACCCCUCUCAAACCGUAAUGGGCUGGUCCAUGUAUUGCUUAUGUGGUAGUUUGAAUGAGUUCAUUACGGAUUUUGGGGUAUGGUGAAUUAUCUCCAUGGGUUAUGUUCACCCUUAUCUAACCAUAAUGGUCUGGUCCUUGUAUUGCUGAUGUAAUGUGUUGGGUAAGUCCAUUUUGGCUAUGAGGGUAAGGUUAAUUAUCUCCAUGGGUUGUGUUCAGGGGAAUUAUUAUACUUCUUGGUGCUUUCUUUACAGGGUGUUUAAAAAAAGACGCAUGUAUGUGAAUCUUUCAUGUGCAAGAUAGUUUGUGUGUUUUCAUCUCUGAACUCUGUACAACCUGCCUUUGUUAUAACACGGUUAGUACAACCUGCCUUUGUUAUAACACGGUUAGUACAACCUGCCUUUGUUAUAACAUGGUUAGUACAACCUGCCUUUGUUAUAACACGGUUAGUACAACCUGCCUUUGUUAUAACACGGUUAGUACAACCUGCCUUUGUUAUAACACGGUUAGUACAACCUGCCUUUGUUAUAACACGGUUAGUAACCAGUGGUGAGGAAAUGUGACAGAUUUCAUACCGUUAAAACCUUUACUCGUGUAACAAAAUCAUUUUGCGCUUCAUCCAAAAAACAUUUAGGAUACCAAAAUUAUUUAAUAUCACCCGAAUCUCUGAACUGUAUGGAAAUCUGUCAUAUUUCAUGUUCCUUCACUGGUUUGAUUCAACUUUCCUUUUAACAAACCAUAAAUGUAUAACUCCAUAAAUGGAUGACUCUGUUGAAGGAGUUGGCCCUUGAUGGUGUUUUCUCUUUAUGAUUUCACUGAUAACAAGAAUAAAAUCAUUCUUGGUGUGAAUUUUGUGUGAUUAAUCCAAUGAACACUUCUAAUUACAAUGAUUAUACUAAAUCACUGAUGAUUUUAGCUCAGUUUUUGUACCAAUUUUAUCUAUUUUGCAUACUCGCCCUUUUGAAUCAGCACCUCAUUUAACGAGGGUAUCCCUCACUCCGAGGUAGCAUUUCCUGGAAAUGUCCUCCCUUUCCCCGAGGUCUUCUCACUGACCAACAGAAAAAUGUUUAAAUGUUAUAUACCUGGAAAAUUCUUACAUUACUGAUACAAUAAAAUAAAUGGAGUGAAUUCAAGUCUUUGCAAAUUUGGUGAGGAGGGGGGAGCUGAUUCUCCAGGGUGACUGGGACACCUUCCUCUAAAAUGCGACCAUGCAUAGUUUUACGUGAUUCAAACAGGGGAAGAGUAAUACUUUGUAAUGAUGUAAGAUUGCAAGACGAUAUUGAUAUAUUUGUUCUUUGUGUUCAAUUGUACAAAUAGGUCCAGAUUAGCGAUGUGCCUUUUGCGCCAUUUUGAAAGCUUUAAUAUUGCAUGGUAUAAUCAAACUCUCUAAGGCAUAUUGCUUUCAUCAUUCUGACAUUAACCCUCCAUGGCCGCUUUGUGGUAUUUGUUGUCAGACUUCUGUUGCUGCCCGUAUUCUUCUGGUUUUUGCAAUAAAUUAAAUUUCCUCCACAAAAUUUCCUCGGUUUUAUCUCAGCAAAAUUGUCUAAAGCUCCAUUAGGGUUUAAUUAGCGGUAAUAUUUUCUGUGCAAUAUUUGAUACCCAUGACGUCAGAUCACGUGACCCAUGAGGUCAGAUCACGUGAGCAGGCCACAGUGCAGUUGCAUCUUGUGAAAUAAUCAUCCAAUCAUCUUUCGUGUAACACACUUAUAGUAUUAGGACAACUUCCUCGAUAAUGUUAAUAAUUUCAUGCACAGAGUUUAAGCCCUAUGAUUGAGUCUACAAAUUAAAUUGUGCCUGUGGUGUAAUUUUGAUACUGUACACUUCUAUUUUUCGAGAAAUUGUUCCUUAUUUGAACUAAUUUCUCCAUAACAAACGAGACACUUUCCUGCAGCGACAUACACUAUAUGAUGUGGAAGAGUUGGCUGGUUGGUUGUCCUGGCUUAUCCUCUGUAUCGAGUAACGGCUUGGAUACGUGUACAAAUGUAUCUGGUUCCAAUAACAACAUGUAACUGUAGUGCUUUAUCUACCAUACUGGUCAGCAGUAACAUCCCCUUUCAUGCCUGACUCUGCACUCUAGACAGGGCAUGUAGACUGUUUUAAAAGCACAUCUUGUGAGUUGGUAUCAAGAGCCAAAGAUAUUAUGUUAGAGGGACAACUUUGGCAUGUGAUGUGUUGGUUUUUCAUUUGAAAGUGGUUUCCAGUUUGGCCGUGACUUCUUGGGCUCACCUGAAAUAAACAAGCCAUGUCAAAACCACUCGCAACACUAGCAAUCAUUUAUAAGGUGUCGUCUUCAGUGUUGCUUGUGGUGGCCCAUGGUGGCAGGCAGGAGUAUUAUCCUCCUAAAUAUCAUGCCCAAAUUGUCCCUUUAAGCCUUGUGUUAACAUGGAAUCUUUGAUUGGAUCCAAUCUGGUUUACGAUAAUCAUAAUAGAAUCCAUGAUGGGCCUAUCAAUGACUCCAAAACCUUCCCCAGUGUACCAACAACAUCUUCAGCCAAGUUGGUCGUUUUCACUUGUACAUUUGGUCCAAUAUGCUGCACUGUAUGUUCACUUGAUCUUGCCCAACUUAAGGUGGUUUGGACCUCGUUGCGAUUAAGCAAUGAGCUAUCAUCAAUGUGUUGUAUAUCUUACAAAGGUGGGCUAAUUUUAUAUGAACAUUUUGUAAAAAAUUGUCGAGGUGUAAAUGAUUUCAGCUGUUUGAAUAAAGAGGCUUAAUUAUAGUAAAUGGAUAAA